GAGACGGUCCAUGCCUUGCUGCGAGUGAUAUGAUGGGAAGAUAAGCAAGGAAACGGCGUCGCACAACCACAUCGACUCAACGUAAACGAAACGAAGGAACUUCUCUACGAGUCCUAUUUCAGUUAGAGAGUACUGAAUUAAAGAAGAAUAGUAGACUAGAUCGAAGUCCAUCCUAAAAUGGAGGACUUUUGGAAGAGAGCCAAAACCUUCGCGGAAGAAGCGGCGAAAAAAUCACAAAGCAUAACGACCUCAACGAAAAUCGCCGAUCUGGUGGCCGAGACUGCCAAGAAGUCUAAAGAACUGGCAUUGGAAGCGUCUAAGAAAGCCGAUGAGAUCAAAACUGCGGCGCUCAAACAAGCCGAUCAGAUCCAUAUCAAGUCCAUCACCGACAUCAUUCCUCCUCAGCUCUCUUCGUUGUCGUCCAUUGCCACCUCAUCAUCCUCUUCUUCGGAUCUCACCAUCUCCGACUCUGAGCUACGGAAAUUCGGUGUCACUGAUGAUUUGAAAGAGUUCGUUAGAGGACUUACUUCUAGUACAUUCCAGAACUUUCCUAUUCAAGAUGAAGCUGAGACGUCUGAUGUGCCUACCACGACUUCGAAUGUGAGGAAGGAUCUGACGGAGUGGCAGGAGAGACAUGCUACGCUUGUUCUCGCCACUGUCAAGGCAAUCUCCAAGUUGAGAUAUGAAUUAUGCCCCCGUGUUAUGAAAGAAAGGAAAUUCUGGAAGAUAUAUUUUACGCUUGUUAGCACUCAUGUAGCUCCGUAUGAGAAGCAGUACAUGGAGGAAAUUAAGCUCAAAGCAAAGGAGAUCAAGGAUGACCAAGUGAAGCCAACUCCUGUAGUUGGAGAUACUGAUAAGUCAGAGGUGACGCGGAAGAGCUUGAAAAGUAAGACUUCAUCCACUGAGCAGGACUUGGAUACAUUUCUUUUGGGAGAUCUCGAAGAUAGUGAUGGGGGUCCAGAUGAUGGUGAUGCAAGCUUUGAUGAUGAUUUUGACAAGAUUGGCAAUUCUGAUGUUGAGGAUGAGAAGCGUCCCGAGAAGGCAGAUGCUACUGAAAGCUAGAGUGCUGCCAGUAAUUGAUGAAGAGGACUGCAGAUGAGAAACAAAUGAACAGUUAAUGCAGUAUCCGAAAGUUUAUGAGGGUGAACUUUGGUGGAGCCGUGGAGGUAGUAGAGGUUUGGUUUGCUGGAAAAUAUGCAGAUGAUAUUUACUUUUGAGUAAUUGUGUUAAUGUUGACAGAUUAUAUGGUGCCUAUUUUUAGUUAAAUAGAGGAUGUUAGAAUUUCAAUGUGCCUUGUACAGCACAAUGUAUUUGUUAAUUCAAAGUGUUUCAUUGAUUGUUUUAGAAA
Messenger RNA from Pistacia vera, 1348 nucleotides. RefSeq lists its product as uncharacterized. The record is from RefSeq and is a predicted model, not a curated record. The transcript is spliced from 6 exons. The coding region runs from base 178 to 1062 and encodes 294 amino acids. Lineage: Eukaryota; Viridiplantae; Streptophyta; Magnoliopsida; Sapindales; Anacardiaceae.